AUGAAACUAGAAAAUAUCAAGUUGGCCAGUAAUCUUCAGAAUCUGCAGCAUGAUUAUGCUAAUCUUAAGCAAGAUAGUGUGGAAAACAAUGAAGUAUGUGGAGAGUUGUUAUUAAAACAAAGGAGAGAACUGGUGGCAGCCAAAACUGACCUAGCCUUGAAAGAUCGGGAGUAUGAAAUAGUUGAGAUAUCAGAGCGUGUUAUGAAGCAAAUGUGUGAUGAGUUCAAGAGGGACAAGGAAAAAGCACUCGAGGACUUGCGCAAAAUGCAUAUCAGAAUGGACGACGCCGAACAACAGGCAAAAGCAGCAAUGGCAAAAUUGAAGAAGGAACGCUGGCAUCGGGCUGAAACAGAGAAGAAACAUCGAGAGUUGAUAAAUCAAUUGAGGGAGUGUAUCGUUGAACAAAGGCAGGUUAUAGAGAAUUGGAGGAGAAGUUUCUCACAGCUAGCCUCCCUUGCUAAUGAAGCCAUUAAAGAUGUCCCUGGGUUACUAGCUGAUGCUGAGUCUGUUAUGCCGAUCUUUAACCCACCUAAGAAGAUUGAAACUUUCCUCAAUUACUGCAAGAAGCUGAUUAGAAAAAUUAAGAAUGUGAUGGCUAGGGCUCGUGAUAAUUGAUCAAGAUUUUGUAUACCUUCAAUGUGACGAACUUCUAAAUGUUGUGGACGUUUUAUGAACUGUCCUAUUGACUCUGUUCAUGUUGAUUUCCAUAUUAUACGUUUGGCAUUGUUUUCACAUCUUUAUAAUUUCUGGCUAUAACAAUGGUGUUACUUUGUUUUUGCUCUUUCACUUUCUUUUUUCGUUUUUAUUUUCUUCUUCUUAAGUUAUUUCAUCUAAUGAAAUUCAGUUCAGAAAUAACAAUACGGCUAAGUUUCCAAGACAUCCUAAAGGACACGAACCAGUGAAAAAUCAUGGAGAACCAAGGAGAAGUUCAAGAGGGGAUGAAAGCCGAUAUUCAACAACUGAAGGGACAAAUGAGCCAAAUUCUAGAGGCCCUGAGUGCCUUACAAAGCCCUGGAGAUUCGCGCGCACCACGAUCGCAAAUAAGAGUGUCAGGGGCACCAACUCUCCCUCCUUAUUGACUUCCUCCAAAUUACACUCCACUCUCAGGAGAGGACUUGGGACAUGUUGACAACCAAAAGGUCGAAGACAACGCAGUUGAAGUAGAAGACAAGUAAUGAAUCAAUAUUUUCUCGACUUUACUUAGUUUAUUGUGCUAGAAUUAA
Vigna radiata var. radiata (mung bean) is the source of this 1223-nucleotide messenger RNA. RefSeq lists its product as uncharacterized. The record is from RefSeq and is a predicted model, not a curated record. Bases 1 to 615 code for a protein of 204 amino acids. The transcript has 2 exons. Lineage: Eukaryota; Viridiplantae; Streptophyta; Magnoliopsida; Fabales; Fabaceae.